Molecule: messenger RNA, 1676 nt
Organism: Cherax quadricarinatus
Lineage: Eukaryota; Metazoa; Arthropoda; Malacostraca; Decapoda; Parastacidae
Product: fork head domain transcription factor slp1
Biological process (GO): regulation of transcription by RNA polymerase II
Cellular component (GO): nucleus
Molecular function (GO): sequence-specific double-stranded DNA binding; DNA-binding transcription factor activity
Source: RefSeq, a predicted model, not a curated record
CGCAGUACUGUGGUGUGUGUGAUUCUUGAUUACACGUGAAAAGUUAAGCAAAAAAGAGGCCUUUCGUAGACUUGAGACGUUGACAUUUGCAGGUGUCUAGCAUGGUGAACCUGGGUUGUGGCACCACCUACGACAACAACAGCAGAAAUAUGGCACGCACGCCCCUGAAACAUUCUUUCUCCAUCAGUUCCUUACUGUCCGAGUCAGUCCUUAACGCUGUUCCUGCCCACACGACGGAGCAGCCCAGAAAGGAAGACCUCUGCCUUCAGGAUUUUGAAAUGACAGCCGCUGUAGAAGACGACGAUGAGGACAUUGACGUGACGGGCGCCUCCAGUCCCUUGGUCGGCGCCAUGUCUGAUUCCGAACUGGAGGAACAACAAGAUAAGGACGAGAAAGACACGAAAAAGGAAGAUGGAGAUGAGAAGAAGAAACACGAAAAACCCCACUUCAGCUACAACGCUCUCAUCAUGAUGGCCAUCAGGUCCUCUCCUGAGAAGAGACUCACUCUGAGCGGCAUCUACGAGUUCAUCAUGAAGAACUUCCCAUAUUACCGUGAGAAUAAACAAGGAUGGCAGAACUCCAUCCGCCACAACCUGAGUUUAAACAAGUGUUUCGUUAAGGUUCCUCGUCACUACGACGACCCCGGCAAGGGUAAUUACUGGAUGCUCGACCCUUCGUCUGAAGAAGUUUUUAUAGGUAGCACUACCGGAAAGUUACGGCGCCGCUCCACUACUGCCUCAAGGAACCGCUUGGCUGCCUUCAAGCAGUCUCUCUUGGGCCGCUUCGGGUGUUACUCUCCCUUAGGUCUAGCGCCUUACGCCGCAGCCGCAGCCGCAGCAGGUUUAGGAGGGUCCUUGGGGUCCCUUCCUGGAGCGCUGUCUAAUGGCCUGGCUUCAAGCACACUUUAUCAGCAAGCAUCGGCCGCAGCUGCGGCAGCGGCGCUCUACCGCAGCUACCCGCCCACAUACUACCCUGCCAUGUUGCCAGCCGCCCACCUCACGUCUGCAGCGUCUCCUGCUGCUCCUCCAGCACCCGCAGGAUUACCCAAGCCUACCACCCUGAGUCCACCUCCGCAACACCCGCCCACGUCCUUCAGUGUGGACCACCUUCUGUCAGAUGUUCACCCGAGCACCCAGCCUAGGAACCUACUAGUGGGUUUGGGCGGCUUGUCGUCCUCCGUCCACUACGACGCAUACAGAAGUUCCCUGCUGGCGCAGAUGGGCGAGGCUGGACGGCGACACUCCCUUCACCGCCCUGUCACAGUGGUGGGCGGCAGACCCAGCUAAAACAUUAAUGCUGUCACCUCGCCCGGGCCAUCAGCUCUGUGGAGACGGCCAGGGCGGCACUCACACCCGUCCCACCUGCUCGCCGCCCAUCCGUCGCCCACCCGCUGCCCACUCGUCACCCACUCGUCGCCCACAACACGCCCACCCACCACCCAGUACUCAUCGUUGCCGUUCACAUCUCAACACCCACACUUGCCUCCAUCUGUACAUUCUCAUUACACAAGAAUCCUUGGAGAUGAGUGUGAGGGAUCUUACAGUCAGCUGUCAUCCGUCGCCACACCAUCUUUAAAUACUCGGCUCAUCUUUAUCACCUUCUGCACUACCUUAACUCACCUUCAGUAGCAGCAGCUUGAUCUUUCUUCAGUACCUCGCUAAUCCACCUCCUACUGC